AUGAAAGGCACUGGUGCGUUGGCCGCGCAUUGCGAACGGCGACAGCGAGAGUUGCUGGCUGCGCCGGGACGAUCCGGCGGCGGAGGGGACUCUGAUCUGGAACCUCCCGCGGGACCCCUUCGUGGACCAUCCGCGACACCCAUCGCCGCACAGAGAGACCACUUCAUCCCAACUGGGCCGCACAGGAAACGCCCAGGACACGCCGGAACCCUGUACGACUCGUGCGGAAGUAUGCCGCGCCUCUUCUUACACGGAUACGGUCUCGUGAACAUGUCCUCUCUCCUGCGCCCCUUCGGCCUGUUAGCGCCGGUCGUGCUGCUGCCGGUCGUGCUGGUGCUGGUGCUGACCGUGUUGCCUGCACCAAGGAGCGGGGUAUGCGCCCACGUAUGGGAGUCCACACCUUGGCCGCCGUACGGCAUGCCGCACCGUCCCCUGAGAUGGGGCUACAUGGCAUACGGAUCGUCUAUGCUGCCUUGCGACAACUGGCUUGCCCGCUACUACCAGCGGCGAGACAAGCUCAGAGACUACCCGUACUGCGAGCACGGUUCCAGAGGACUGUACAACCUGCGGCCCAAGCCUUCGCUGCACGACAUCAUAUACGGGCGCCACAAGGGACCAGCGACGGACACGGACGAUUAAGCUACUUAACGAAAUUGGUGUCGGCUACACGUGACCGCUUCGUCACUGUUUGGGAAGCGUGCUUCGGGGUUUCAGCACGCAAGAGGGGGAAAAAAAGGGACUCACUCCGAGUGCGCGGGCUGCCAAGUUGGAGUAGCGUUCCUCGGAAAUGUCAGCGCGAAGGCGUUGAAUGCUUUUGCGCAGAUUUCGGGAGAACCUGUACUAUAAGGUUAAGUAUGUAAAUAUUUUUUUUCUAGUUAGUGUUUGUUUGAUCAUCGUAUCAUGUCCGAAAGUAAUCCAGUGCGAUUAGCCUACAAUAAAGGUAGUGUCUGUGUUGAA
This is a messenger RNA of Dermacentor andersoni, 957 nucleotides long. RefSeq lists its product as uncharacterized. The record is from RefSeq and is a predicted model, not a curated record. Lineage: Eukaryota; Metazoa; Arthropoda; Arachnida; Ixodida; Ixodidae.